Loxodonta africana (African savanna elephant) is the source of this 2964-nucleotide messenger RNA. It is a transcript of the gene CDKN1A, whose product is annotated as cyclin dependent kinase inhibitor 1A. Lineage: Eukaryota; Metazoa; Chordata; Mammalia; Proboscidea; Elephantidae. The record is from RefSeq and is a predicted model, not a curated record. The coding region runs from base 132 to 626 and encodes 164 amino acids. Gene Ontology annotation, cellular component: nucleus; cyclin-dependent protein kinase holoenzyme complex. The transcript is spliced from 3 exons. Gene Ontology annotation, biological process: DNA damage response; signal transduction by p53 class mediator; negative regulation of cyclin-dependent protein serine/threonine kinase activity. Gene Ontology annotation, molecular function: cyclin-dependent protein serine/threonine kinase inhibitor activity.
GCUAUAUAUCAAGGCUGCGCCAGGCAGCACCAGCUGAGGUGUGAGCGGCUGUUGGAGUCAGUGGCUUGGACACCCGGAGCCGGGCGCGGAUUCGCAGAGACAGCGAGCCACUCAGACGAGCCACAGGCGCCAUGUCGGAGCCGUCAGGGGACACCGCCCAGAUCCCCUGCAGCAGCAAGGUGUGUCGCCGCCUCUUUGGCCCUGUGGACGAAGAGCAGCUGCGCCGCGACUGUGAUGCGCUAAUGGCAGACUGUUUGCAAGAGGCACGUGCACGUUGGAACUUCGACUUUGUCACCGAGACACCUCUGGAGGGCAACUAUGUCUGGGAGCGUGUGCAGGGCCUUGGCCUGCCGAAGUUCUAUCUGCCUGCAGGGCCUCGGGGGGCCUGGGAUGACCUGGGAGGGGGCAAGCGGCCCUGCACCUCAACUGUUUUGCUUCAGGGGACGGCCCAAGGGGACCACGUGGACCUGUCGCUGUCCUGUACCGUCGUGCCUCGUUCCCCUGAGCGGCCUGAAGUGUCUCCAGGUGGGCCUGGUGCACGUCAGGGCCGGAAGCGGGGACAGACCAGCAUGACAGAUUUCUACCACUCCAAACGUCGGCUGGUGUUCUCCAAGAGGAAGCCGUAACCCACCCGAGGAGGCAUGGAUCUCCUGGAACCAGGGGGCAUCUACAGGCCCCUUCCAUGUUCUCUGACUUAACCGUAUUUUACGCAAAUAAUGUGCAUGUGAUGAUUUUUUGCCAACCGCACAACCUCCCUGGCAAGUUAUUUUCCUAGGCACACCAUGCGCGUUAUAUGUAUGGGUGCGUUAUUUACGUGGGUGCGUUAUUUGUGAAAAUACGGUAGUCCUUCAGUAUGUAUGUCUUAAUUAUUAUUUGUGUUUUAAUUUAAACUCCUUCUCUUGUACAUACCUUGAUCCCCAGCCCCCAUCCCCAGCCUCGGGCAUUAGAAUAAUUUAAAAAAAAAAAAAAAAAAAAAGUAGGUAGGCCUGUCAGAGCGCUGGGUAUUUUUUAUUAUACAAAUCCUUAUUUAAAACUUCCUCAUUCUAUGCUCUUCAUGUCUUCUUUCCCUGGGGGUGAAGGGAGACUGGCUUCAUGACAGCUGCUUCCUCCUCCGCCCAGACCUCUGAAAGGGCAUGGCUCCCUCCAGUCACUGUCUUGUGGGCUUUAUGAAAUUCCACCCCUCUCCUGAAUUCUCAGACCUAAAUCCCUUAUCAUUUGAGAAGUAAACAGAUAGCACUUUUAAGAGGCCCAGCAAAAUGGAGCAUUAUCAGAAACUUUUUUUUUUUGGAGUCUCCUUACCUCCUCUAAGGCUGGGCAUGGUAAACUUGAAGUGGCACAGCCUAGGAGCAGGGCUAGGGGCUUGGCACCCUCCUGGCACAUGAUACCCCCCUGUGUUCUGGGAAGGUAGGGUCUUGUAGCAAACCACCCUUACACCCCCCCCCCCCCCGCAGGUCCCCUCUGCUCUCUACAGGGGAGCCAGCCUCAAUGUUUGUCCCCAACCCUGCUGGCUCCCCCUGGACUUUUUUAGGAGCCCCAGCUCUUUUCCAGCUGGGCUCUCAAGUCCCGUUCUUCUCUCCCCUCCUUCGUAUUCUUUCCCUCUAGUAGCCUCCCGGCCCUGAGUGGCAGUUCCAGGGUGCCUGUUCCCCUCAUCUCAGUAGAUUGGAUGGGGAAGGGGCACAUUUGAAGUUGGGAUUCCAAGUUUUACCUCAGGCAGCUCAAGCAGUGACCACCUCCUCUUCUUAGCUCUGGGGAUGGGGACCCUAGGCAGUUGGACAGGCCUCCUUGAACAGGAUCUCUCUCUGUUAAGAGUAUGUGUAUGAGGGGACACAGGGGUGGGUUAACCAUAGGCAUGGUACACAUGGGCUUACAGUAAGCAAGGCUCACAGGAGCUUGUGUUAAUUUACUAAUCUGUAGUGUACAAUUUCACAUGGGUUUCAUCACAUCUUUGAAAUUGUGCACUGCAGAUUAGUAAAUCAACACAAGUAAGCCCAUGCAUACGUUGCUUAUUGGGUGUCUUAGUUAUCUAGUGCUGCUAUAACAGAAAUAACACAAGUGGAUGACUUCAGCAAAGAGAAAUUUAUUUCCUCGCAGUAAAGUAGGCUGAAAGUCCAAAUUUAGGGUGUCAGCUCCAGGGAAAGUCUUUCUCUGUUUGUUGUGGAGAAAGGUCCUUCUCAUCAAUCUUCCCCUGGACUAGGAGCUUCUCCACGCAGGAACCUGGGGCCCAAAGGACGUGCUCUGCUCCUGGCACUUCUUUCUUGGUGAUAUGAGGUCCCUCUGUCUCUGCUCACUUCUCUCUUUUAUAUCCCAAAAGAAACGAGCUCAAGACACAAUCCAAUCCAGGUAGAUCGAGUGCUGCCUCAUCAACACAACUGCUGCACAUCCCCCCUCAUUAACAUCAUAGAGGCAGGAUUUAUAACACAUAGAAAAAAAUCACAUCAGAUGACAAAAUGGUGGACGAUCACACAGCACCCGGAAUCAUGGCCCAGCCAAAUUGACACACACAUUUUUUGGGAGACACAAUUCAAUCCAUGACAUUGGGUAAUUUUUCUCGGGGCAGAUUUUUCUGAGAGGGGGCUGAUGUAGAACUCAUCAGAGGAUCUCCCUUUCCCCAUUUCAUUGCACUUUGAGUAGCAGCUGAGUCAGGGAAUAGAAGCUGUGGAUAGGGUACUCUAAGGGGGCUGAUUCGGGACUCCGGGUUGUGAAUUGUCUUUCCUAUUGAAAGCUGAGUCCCUGGAGAUGCGGAAGCACAUAGUGGGUCUGACCCCAGGCACCUUCCAACUCCUGUAACAUUCUGGCCUAGACUCUUCUCCCGGCUCCCCAAGUGUCCUGUUCCCCGUCUCUCCACCUAAGACUGUAAGCCUCUAAAGGGCAGGGACCACAUCCUGUGCUGCUCUGUGAUCUUCAGCCUCUUCCACAAUGCUGGGUAUACAGCAGGUGCUCAAUAAAUACUUCGUGUUGACUUUA